GCGCGCCGCUCGCGAGCAUCAGCUGCGGAAGCGAGUGGUCGCUCAGUGCGCAGCAGCGGCGUCUCCGGAAUCAAGGAUCCAGAGGCAGGAACUACAAGCCUCAUCGGAGCAGAUGGGGCGGGAAGAGGCGACGCGGUGCAUGAUGAGGACGGAUCCUCGAGUUCCGAGGAGGAGGCCGCACCCAACUACUUCAACGAGAUGUUGGCGGACGUGAAGGGCAUUGCCGAAGACGACGACUCGGGUGCGGACAGCGACGUGAUCGUGGACCAGCAGACGGCGAUCGAGGACCGCGCGCGGUACGACUUGGCGGAGUUAGAGGAUGGAUUCGAGCGUGCUGAAAUGCCUACCUUUUUCUUUGCGUUGUCCGAGGCUGCGUUCAACUUCCUCCAGGAACACGAUCCGGACCUUCUGGACCGCAUUCAAAGACGGAUUGUGGUCUACGGAAAAGUGAGCCCGGCAGGUAAGGUCGCGGUCGUGCGUUCUCUUCAACGCUCGGGCUACAUCGUUGGUAUGUGCGGGGACGGUGGGAACGACUGCGCCGCAUUGCGCGCCGCCCAUGCUGGCAUGGCAUUGUCAGAAGGUGACGCGUCCAUUGUGGCAGCGUUCGCGACGCCGCGCAAGAGCCUCUUCGGAGUAGUGGAGCUCAUUCGCCAGGGCCGUUGUUGCCUAAGAAUAUCUACAGCGUUGUUCGAAUUCAACGUUGUGGUGGGUGCUGUUGUCACAGUCACACUGCUAGUGAACCUGUACGCGAAAGCAUCGUACGCCGACGUGUGCAAAGUCGGAAGCGAUCAGUUUCCUUUCGUAUGCGGAAUUGUUCUGGCAUUUGGCAUUCCGCCUGUCCACGGCGGACUUAUGACCGCCUUCUCAAGCAAGAGCAAGAAAUCAGACGCGGCUGAAGACCAAAAUGGCGGUCGUGAAGAUGGCAGCGAGCCCAGUACGACGUCGCUCGCGCCGAGUAGGGUCUCCUCCUCCGCAGCUGUGAAUGAAACUUCAGGUGCGCAACAAGACCAGUCCAGGACGCCGCUCAUGGCUGGAGUGCCAGACACAUUGGCGGAAAGCUCCGGCAUUCGAGCUCGUCGGGGUACGGCGGAUACCGCGCUUUUGAGACGAUCAACUAGAAAUAUACUGAUGCUCUCCGACGCGGAUGAAGAAGGCGGAGCGACGAAGGAGGAACUAGCCGAAGCAGCGGAGGACGAAGCGGCACAGGACGCAGCUGGUCGGUGCUGUGGUUGCUGCGUCUGCUCCCGUCGCGAAAAGUGGAAACCGCGUGCAGACCGCAAUGGUCAUUGGGGCAUGCUGAGUGCCAGCCGACCCAGUGGCACACUGGCACAGAAAACUCGGGUUUUGACGGUAAAAAUAGGAUUCCUUUUUUAGUGCACAUACUCAUGCAUUUACAUAUGCGAUUCAAGUAGAACUUUUGUAGCAGGUACUAUUUAGAUUUUGAUUUUCUUUGGUGAAGAUGCUGCAUAUAGCCGCCGGCCAGCACGAUCACCUACUUCAUUUCAAACAUACUUUCCAAGUGCUGAGAGGAUGUUGCCUGCUGAACAUUAUGAUGAUUCCACAACAGUUACACCUUUUACCUCAUCUACUUCUACAAGUGAAUCAAGACGGACGUCAGGAACAAACUCAUAACGCUUAUUUCUCUUCUUUUUGUAACUCUUUGUGAAACUACUGCAUAGAUGACUCAGACCGUGGGUUCUUGCACAAUAAAUUACAGAUUCUGAUUUGCAUUUUUUGGACUGUGACGUUCUCGAUGAUCUUGGUGUCCUGGAUUAGAUCGCAGAGAAAGUCAGAGAAUGGAACAGGCUGGUACCGCUGGGCAGAUCCGGUGAUGCUCAACACGUUCAAGAGCACGAAUAAGUCUGAGGGAGCGGGAAAUUACAUGACCUCGUUGCUGGUAUGGACUUUUCUCUUCAGUCUCCUCAUGCUCCUACUCAGUGUUGCACGUGAUGGCAGAUGGCGGACACGGAUCUGGAACAACACCAUGCUCAUCUUCCCCUUCGUUUUCCUCGCCAUCUUCUUCUUCUGGCCGUUCUUCACAGCCAACUCGUAUUUUCUAUUUUUGAAAAAAAAAAUACGCUAAAUAGAUCCAUAGGUCUACUAGGGCUUAGGGUUUGCUUUCAAUCCAUAUUGGUAUUGCUUUUUGUAUUGACUUCAGUUUUAGUUUUGGAAGAAGUUACUGAUCAUUUGAUGAAUAUGAAAAUGAACGAAGGCAGGUCUUCGGUGAAGGACUUUCUUAUUCAUAUUCACCUUCUUGAGGCUGCGCCGUCAAGCGACAAAAUUAUAAUCAGAAACAGAAUGUGUAAGUGUAUGAUGAAAAAACCUCUUCCAUAUUUCGUCGAUCAGGCUUUGGCACUGCGUGUUGCGUCUCAACGUGGACAACAUUCAUGCGUGGUAUUACUCCGACUUCAAAGCGUAUUACGUUUUUCGGUUCUUCCAGAACACGUGGAACGAGGUGAAUGGAUCCGGGUUCUGGUUUGCCCGACCAGUGGAGGAGAAAGAAGCAACGGAUGCCGCAUCGCGGUACAGAAUUUCUGCUCCGGAGGACCUGCUGUGGCGUGGACAGUGGAGUAGCGUCGGCAACAGCAUCGCGCAAGCGCAGAGGUCGCCGCGCCAGCGACCGCAUCCGUCUCUAGAAGUGACGGAAAAGCUGGCGAUCGAUGUGAAGCGGGGAAUACCCGCAGCCCUUGGAGCAUUGCGGCAGGUGAUGUGGGAGGAUUUUGCGGACGAUCCUCAGCCUGGAGAGCAGGCCGUACUCAAGUCCAAGGCACCGGCUGACUUCGUUCCGAAUGUGCGGAUGGAAAUCGUCACUUAUCGGACGAUGACGCGGAUGAUGCAAGUGGAUCAGCGACGACCGGCUGGGAAGGCCGCUGCUGCGGGAGCGAAAGCCACGACUGCCCCCGCUGACCCGUCUUCAGUGGGCAGCAGCGACUUCGAUCCGCUGGGGGUGCGUAUCUACUUGGACGGCUUUGUUUCGCACCAACAGGUCGCCAGAAAAGUUCGCAGCGCCAGCGCGACACAGCAGCAAGAAGCAGCUGCUCAGCAAAACGGGCAGGUUCAACCAAACGCGAAAGCGCCGUCCUCGGUGAGCUCCGCACUUGAGCAAGAGCGACUGCUCGACCUUCGAUCAUGGUUGUGUCAACGACUUUGCGCUCAUACGUGGAGUUGGCGGAAUUAUCCAGCAGAUGCAAAGAAUGUUGACGAGCUGGACGACAGGCGGUUUUACUGCUGGUAUGCUUCGGUGAAGGCCCAAAGCACCGGCUUUCCGCAGCAGGCCUCUCCCGGAGGAGGAGGACAAGCUGCGCAAUCAUCCGCGGCCGCUAGUGCUACAGGAGGCGACCAGAACGUAUGCCUGCUACUUCCGCGACUAGAUCUGGAAAAACGGCCGGUAGGACCGGAUCAGGCGGGCUACAUCAAUCGAGUGCUCCUGCCCGACGGAGACUUUCACGGGAUGCUCCUAAAACCUCCUCUAUUGCGCGCGCAGACCCUUCCGCCUCCUAAAGUAGGCGCUGGAGUUGGAGGAGAAUCGGCGCCAGGAGUCGCAGCACCGCCGAGAGUUUCGAUGCUGGAGACGGAGCACGGGCACCAGCAGCUACGAUUAGCGGGAGCACCAUCAAGUCCGGCACAAGGUGUCGGGUCUGGUAGGGAAGCAUCGAGCCAGAAUACCCCCACAGCAGCUGGGCCGCCGCCUACUGCGCCUUUAAAGGCAAGCAUGGAAGAACAGAAAGAGCGAAUCCGUGAAGGUGGUCGUAUUUUACGAUCCGACCCGCAAGGUGGGGAUCUGAUCACGUUUUUUGUGAAUCGACACAACGUCUUGUCCUGGUACAGCAUGAACUGGCGCAAUGAAGCACACAAGGUGGACCGCGCCAUCAUAGCGGGGCUCGCAAGAGCAGGCAUCACGCACACAAAAGAGUAUUUGCCUCGCCCCAACUUUGCUGGUCAGCAGCAGCAGGCUGGGAAAAAGUUUGCGUAUCCAGCGGAGGCUGACAUCCAGAAGCAGAUUGAAUGGAUGCCACGCCUGUACGAACACUACCCCGGCAAGUACGUGCCAACUUUCAUGAUUCUAGUUUUUUUCGUCACGGUCGCCUUCACUGCACUGGCCGUCCUUACUUUUCAUGCCUUGCUCAAGAUACCACGCGUGUGGCGUCAUUUCCAUAGCGAGGAAUAGCUAUCACAACCAUGAAAGGGAGUGAGAAGAAACUCCUGAAUUAGUAUCUGGAAUGGCGCUCACGGCCACGGCUCCGGCUGACGUAGACGCGGGGACGUCUAGGUCUACUUCGGCAGUGGCGUGACGUCCUUUUGGUAGGAAGGAUUUGCGUGGUGAGCGUUUGUCGUGUCUACAACUAGUGAUGCAGCCUUUACCACCAGGAGAAGACGAAGCACCUAGAAAAUUUUUUGUUUCGUCGCUUCAAUAAGUAUCACUAGCGUAAUGAUUUACUGUUGAAGUUGAACACGGCGGCUGGUUAGCACUAGCACUGUGGCAAGGACGAGUACAGCAUAUCGUUCUUAACUGGCGUGAGGUACUUUGAGUUUGGUAUGAGCUCCUCACGCAGCAGCGACUAAGUAGAAUCUUUGAAACACGCAAGGAGUAGCGGGUGCUGGACCUCGUUUGCGUCACUAUCAUUUUCACAGUAUUAUCGAAAUACACGGAACCGUCGCUAUUUAGUGGCGAGAGUAGAAAGAUGACCAUGACGCAGUAAUAGUAUAGCUAUAGAUUACGAUUGAGACAUCGACUGAGAAUGAAGUUAAUGGAUUGAUAUACUUAUGUUUAUGUAUGAAUGUAUUUCUUUGAAAUUAUAGUUUUUUACUCAUUUUUUUAUUACAACUACAACACAGCCGAAUCAAUCUCCAUCGUCUCGUCGUCGUAUUCUUGUAAGGUUUAUUGUUGUCUUUUUCUUAGUUAUCUUUUUUUUCCGAAUGAUCCUUGAUCAUGGUUCAGGAACACCAACACUCAAUCGGUAGCAGUACCUAUUUUGCUCGUUUUUGCAUGCGAGCUACAGAAACCAAGACAUAUAAAAGACAAGCUCAAAAAUGGCUUGGAUCGAGCGUUUACUUCUAUGACGAGGUAUUUUGUCUUGUUCGCUACCAUGAUCGCAAGAUUCAUCAACACCAAGAACCGCAUUGUUUUGUACACAACAGAAAGCAGGUGAUUCAAGACCACUUAGGAGGACUUGAUGAAAGGGGAUUUCUUCGUGCCAGCUUAGUAGACUAAAUGUUAUAGUUAUAGGACGCACAAAACGAAAAUCGUCCUAAUCAUGUUAUAAUUUGCGUGGUAAUCCUAACCUGGGAUUUCGACCACAAUCUACGACGAUGGUAAGAUUGUAGAAGUGAAGUUUGAAAGCUGAACAUCAGAAUGCUGCAGUUGUUCAUAUUCAACUGAUGAUUGACGAACUUGAAGAAAAGUAGAAAUAUCAGCACAUUGAG
This is a messenger RNA of Amoebophrya sp. A25, 5424 nucleotides long. NCBI's taxonomy places the organism in Eukaryota, Dinophyceae, Syndiniales, Amoebophryaceae. The record is from the annotation of a GenBank genome assembly.